AAUACCUGCGGCUGAUCACGGCCACGGCUUGUGAGGUGUCUCUCAGAGAAUAGGAACAGGUUCGAGCGAUGAGCAGAGGGGUUGUCUGGAAGGGGAAGCGCACAGGGUGGGCAGCUGCACUGCAGGAAGUGCCCCUAGGUGUUUUCUGUUUCUCUCCUGGAAAUGCGAAUUGUUAAUUAGGUGCUGCCGUGAAAGUGAGGACGAAGAGGAGGCACUUCCUCCCAGAACCCGUUCACCUUCCAAGUCCGACCCUCUGGAGUUUCGCCUCGGAGUUGGCGCGGACACCUCUCAGGUCGUCGCCGGCAUCUCACCUGCACUCGCCGGACGAUGGAUUUCACGCGCUCGCAGGUUCCCGAGGCGCUUCGGCUUGACGUCGCGGAAAACAGGCGGCGUACGUGCAUCUGGAAGGGUUAGGGGGAGACGGCCGAUGUGGACGGAGAGUGCGCAAGGCCACCUCGAGUUACAGUGCAUGGCCCCCCGCACGAAGUGGUAACGAUCAUGCACAAACCCCUCCGAAAGUGGAGUGUCUACGUGUUCCUGUGUUUUGGCAUCAUAUACCUCAGACUUGGGGCCCUGUCGUCGGUGGUGGCUCUGGGUGCCAACAUCAUCUGCAACAAGAUCCCCGGGCUGGCACCACGCCAGCGGGCCAUCUGCCAGAGCCGCCCGGACGCCAUCAUUGUUGUGGGUGAAGGCGCCCAGAUGGGCAUCAACGAGUGUCAAUACCAGUUCCGAUACGGACGCUGGAACUGUUCGGCGCUGGGGGAGAGGACAGUCUUCGGUCAGGAGCUGCGAGUAGGCAGCCGGGAAGCAGCAUUCACCUAUGCCAUCACAGCGGCGGGGGUGGCCCAUGCUAUCACAGCGGCGUGCAGCCAGGGCAACCUGAGCCAGUGUGGCUGCGACCGGGAGAAGCAGGGGUACUACAAUCAGGAGGAGGGCUGGAAGUGGGGAGGCUGCUCAGCUGACAUCAAGUACGGCAUCGAGUUCUCUCGCCGCUUCGUGGACGCCCGCGAGAUCAAGAAGACCCCGCGGCGCCUGAUGAACCUGCAUAACAACGAGGCAGGGAGGAAGGUUCUAGAGGAGAGGAUGAAGCUAGAAUGCAAGUGCCAUGGCGUCUCAGGUUCCUGCACCACGAAGACCUGUUGGACCACACUCCCCAAGUUCCGCGAGAUUGGCUACGUACUCAAGGACAAGUACAACGAAGCCGUGCACGUGGAGGUCGUCCGGGCUAGCCGACUGCGACAGCCCACCCACCUCAAGGUGAAGCAGACUCAGGGCUACCGCAAGCCCAUGGAGACAGAUCUCGUCUACAUCGAGAGGUCACCCAACUACUGCGAGGAGGAUGCAGCCACAGGGAGCGUGGGAACCCAGGGACGCCUGUGCAACCGCACUUCACCACACACAGAUGGCUGCGACCUCAUGUGCUGCGGCCGGGGCUACAACACACACCAGUACACCAAAGUGUGGCAGUGCAACUGUAAAUUCCAAUGGUGCUGCUUCGUCAAGUGCAACACAUGCAGUGAGCGGACGGAGGUGUUUACCUGCAAAUAAGGACUUGAGGAACUCAGUGCCAGUGAUUGAGGCGCCAACCACAAGCUGAAUGAGGAAGACCUGGGAGAGCGAGAGAAAAGUGUGACUUGGAUCAGUGAGAGAUUUUGACAUAAAAGGAAUGGAAUUUACACUAUCAGCUCUUCAUGGCAUCGUUUUGCACAGCAGAAUCUUAUCUAAUUGCUUUUCGGAAAGUAAAUGCUAAAUAUCAGUAGGUAAUACCCCAGAACUUUACUGUCACAUAGAGGUUAUGCUCAUGUUCUGAUGUAUCCACAGUGAAGUUGGGACUACAGGAAAUGAAUGACGCCCUCCUGGGGACUGUGCACUCUGGGAUUUUCAACUGUUAAUUUCUCAAGAGACUCGUGCAUGGAGAGGAAAUGCAGUAACCCGGGAGUAGAUCGAAAAUGACAGCAGCUGAUGAGGGGGGACUGAGAGAGAUUUGUUAAGUCUUAAUUGAAAACUUUUAAGGGUUGUGUCGUACUUUCACUAAAGGGGAGCAAAAGUGAAUCUUGACAUGAAUCAUCCCCCAAACUGUUUGGGGCUUAUGUUGGAGGUUUGCAUGAAUGAAGAACAUUUUGUAAGUAUGGUGCGUUGGGGUGCGCCAAAAUCUAAGAGGAGAACUCUGUUAAACCCUCUGCUGCCAACUGGAAUAUGGUGGAGUAUGUUAGUUUUCCAGUCACACUGGAACUGUCUGUUCUGAACACUGAAAAUAAAUUGUUUAUUUAUGUUAUAGUAUCUUAAAACGAAGCACUAACGGGUAGAGAUGUCUUUUUUUGUACUAAGUGUAAAGAAAAAUACUUUUUAGUAACUCUGACUGAAGAUGUGUGUGUCUAUUAGAAAAUGACCCGCAAUCCCUAAAACACCCCAUCUUUUCUUUAAAAAAAUGAAAGAAAAAAAAUGGUUUCACGGCUACUGGUGUGUUGACGACAAAAUACAUGAUUACAGUGUUGUAAUCAAUCAUUGGCUCUCUUUUACUGUGGCAUAGAUUGUUUGCAGUCGUCUAUCCUGGAGAAUGGACAUCUAGUCGGACACUUUUGCAAAUUCAGUUAAGAGACAGUAGCAAGAAUAUGCAUUUAGCUGCAGAGGUUCUUCCUCAACUCAUUAAACAUGAAACUGAUAUGUUGCUGGAUGUGUUGUCGAGUGCUGCACUGAUAUUUUCUAUUCAGAUACAACUCACCAGAACUGCAUAAACUCCCAUUUGACUUAGUUUGGCAGUUCAUUGCUAAAAUAUCCACUGAGGUUGAAGCUGCAGUCUGCGUAAAGGGGCAGUAAGCGAUUUUGAUCCAAUUAACUUUUUGUAAAAUUCGGCGAGGCCCGGUCAGUACAGUAAAAUCAUCAACAACAAAGAGAGAGAUGAGCUUUCUCCAAAUCGCUUACUGCCCCUUUAAGUUAUACUGGUUGAUUCAUUUUGACAUAUCUGUAAAGCUGUUGUCAGUCUAUACACCCAUUCAUAAAACUGCAGAUGUAACUAAUAAGAAGAGAUUAUUGUGAUUAUUAUUUAGCCUGAUAUGCUGCCAGUCAAGCCUUUAUCAACUUUUUUCACUUAACACAAGGCUGAAGUCCAGUUGAUUAAAAACUGGAUCUGACUCUUUGCAUGUCAUUUGUACCAGUUAUGAUAACAUUGUACUCUCUAAGGGAAAUGCAGAGACCUGGGGAUACCCUGAAGCAGCUAAAUUAGAUAUGGCAAAAAACAGAUGAUGAGAAAGUUGAGAAAGGUUGUAAAAAAAGAAAAAAGUUUAGGCAGAUUAUUUAAAAACCCUUUUGCUGGUAAAGACAAUAGUGUGCACACCCAGAAUGUAGGUAGGUAAAAAUGUACAAUACAUUGUUGCACAUUGUUGGUACAGUAAUAACCAACUAGCUAACUAACUGACUAGUACAGUUGGUCAAAAUUAAACCAGUGUGUCAGCUGUAAUGGAUGUCUACAUGUCUAUAGUCAACAAUUUUACUGUUUACCUUUGUUUUCUCUUCCAAAUAAGUUCAGUUGACGUCCUUUGCGGAGUUGUCUUAGCAUCCCCAGAUCCUUUUUUUUUAAAUUGGUUAGUACAAUGCUAUCAUAAUUGAUAGGAAGGAUGGCUGGAACUUGAGCUGGAAAAAUGAAUUGGGUGCUGUAAAAAAUUCCUGACGAACAACAGUAACUCUGCGCAGCAUCUCAGUUGCUGAUGACAAGACUCCAGAAAAUGUGUUCCUCAAUGUUGUUCUCCAAGAAAUUCAAGCAUUAAAAUCCCUAUAAAACCAUA
This is a messenger RNA of Scophthalmus maximus (turbot), 3782 nucleotides long. It is a transcript of the gene wnt7bb, whose product is annotated as wingless-type MMTV integration site family, member 7Bb. The record is from RefSeq and is a predicted model, not a curated record. Gene Ontology annotation, molecular function: cytokine activity; frizzled binding. Gene Ontology annotation, biological process: neuron differentiation; canonical Wnt signaling pathway; positive regulation of JNK cascade. Gene Ontology annotation, cellular component: extracellular region. Bases 499 to 1548 code for a protein of 349 amino acids. NCBI's taxonomy places the organism in Eukaryota, Metazoa, Chordata, Actinopteri, Pleuronectiformes, Scophthalmidae. The transcript has 4 exons.